GAGGAACACACGGUACUGGUGAGAAACUGUACAUUUGAACCAUGGCUGCCUCAGGGAAACUGGCGUCUUUCCGCCUGCCUCCCAUGCCUACUGUCAGUGAGCUGAUAAAGCUGUACAACCUGCGAGCUGAGAAACACCUGUCCCAGAACUUUCUGUUGGACAUGAAGCUCACAGACAAAUUAGUGCGUCAGGCUGGCAGUUUGAGGGAUGCCCAUGUGUACGAGGUGGGUCCUGGGCCCGGGGGCUUGACCCGUUCCAUCCUGAAUGCCGGUGCGAAAGAGGCGAUUGUGGUAGAGAAGGAUUCACGCUUCAUCCCUGGGCUAAAGCUGUUGUCUGAGGCAGCACCAGGCAGGUUGAGGAUUGUCCAUGGUGACAUACUUACCUACAGAAUGGACAGAGGAUUCCUACCAAAUAUCUCAAAGCCAUGGGAGGAAGAUCCACCAAACCUUCACAUCAUAGGGAACCUACCAUUUAGUGUCUCAACCCCCCUCAUCAUCAAGUGGCUGGAGAGCAUGUCCAACAGAACAGGGCCCUUCAACUACGGACGCACCCGACUCACGCUCACUUUUCAGAGCGAGGUCGCAGAGAGGUUGACAGCCAGCACAGGGAGCAAACAGAGGAGCCGUCUGUCCGUCAUGGCUCAGUAUCUCUGCACAGUCCGCAACUGUUUUACCAUCCCUGGCCGAGCCUUCGUCCCCAAACCAGAGGUGGACGUAGGAGUAUUACACUUCACCCCUCUGGUUCAGCCCCAGAUCCAACAGCCCUUCAAGAUGGUAGAGAAAGUCGUCAGGAACAUUUUCCAGUUCCGCAGGAAGCACUGUCAUAAAGGAAUAGAAAAGUUGUUCCCUGAGGCUUGCCGUGCUAAGCUGACACAGGAGAUGAUGCAGAAGGCAGAUGUGGACCCCACUCUGCGCCCUACAGAACUCACUAUACCCCAAAUAAAAGCAUUAGUGGAUGCCUAUGCUCAUAUAUGUAACCAUGAACCCAGUUUCCUCAACUAUGAGUUCAGAGAGGAGCUCCAAAUGAAGAACUUCUCUAGGCAAAGAAACAUGCCAAUAGACGCUUUUAUGGACACGCCAGCCAGCACACAACCAGGCCCUCAGCAACCCUGCUGAAAGAAAAAAGCACAGAAACUAAGAGAAGCCCACUAAUAGCCCCUGUUAGCACAGAGAGACAACAGACUGCUCUUAGCCUUGACAUUUCCACCUGGCAUAAGCAUGCAUUUUUAAAAUGUUUUCCCUGCACGCAGGGGCAAUACCGUAGGUAACUUGGUAUACAUAAAAUCCUGGGAUAGAAACAAGAACUCACGAAGGACAUAAAGGUCCUGGAUGGGUUGGUUCAUCUCCAAGACUUCAUUCCAGGAUAGACAACUCAAAGUAGAAUUAUGUGUUUUUUUUGUGGAGGAAUGACAAAAGCAUGUUAGUAACCCACAAAUAGCUCUUUAAAAUGAGUAUUGGUUCAUAAUGCUCGGCUGAGUCCUCUCUUUAUGUCCCAGUUCUUACUUCAGAUCCAGCUCGCACCUUGUCCUGUGGGACCUGAAACAGACAUCAGUGUUUUCAGGGUGAUUUAGAGAAUGGGAACAACAUGGCAGCACAAGAUCCAAGCCACUUUUCCCUUCCACUAUGUAUUGCUUAGUCACUUGGGAGACAGAGCUUAAAGGGAAGAGGAAAGUGGUGUGAAUUUUUCAGCUUAAUAAAGGUAUGGUAAAAGAGAAGGAGCACACUGUGAAUGCUUCUAUUAUUAUGUUUUGAUCGUGAGAUGUUGUAAGUUUUGUUUUUGUUACCACUGUAUAUAUUUAUCUAAAGGCUUUGGAUUUUAAAUCAUCUGUGGGCCUUUCA
Messenger RNA from Scomber japonicus (chub mackerel), 1838 nucleotides. RefSeq names its product transcription factor B1, mitochondrial (gene tfb1m). The record is from RefSeq and is a predicted model, not a curated record. Gene Ontology annotation, cellular component: mitochondrial matrix. Gene Ontology annotation, molecular function: mitochondrial transcription factor activity; rRNA (adenine-N6,N6-)-dimethyltransferase activity. Bases 42 to 1115 code for a protein of 357 amino acids. Gene Ontology annotation, biological process: rRNA methylation; transcription initiation at mitochondrial promoter. The transcript has 8 exons. NCBI's taxonomy places the organism in Eukaryota, Metazoa, Chordata, Actinopteri, Scombriformes, Scombridae.